AUGCAGCUGCGCGCGGAAAUCGUUGGCUGGACUGCCCAGCAUUUCAUCGAAAAUUUGGAGGGCAUGUCAGGGUUGCCCACUAACAACCUUCCACGCAGUCACUGGCUAUCUGCAGCCCCCUCCCCAAUCUUUCCAAGGAAGCCAAAGAACGAUAACAUCUGUUUCGUGACAAGUGGCACUUUCUUGAAGAUGAUGUGCAGCACUGUUCUGCAUAUCAUGACCUUGGGAUGA
Prunus armeniaca (apricot) is the source of this 231-nucleotide messenger RNA. The record is from the annotation of a GenBank genome assembly. NCBI's taxonomy places the organism in Eukaryota, Viridiplantae, Streptophyta, Magnoliopsida, Rosales, Rosaceae.